This is a messenger RNA of Trichomycterus rosablanca, 947 nucleotides long. It is a transcript of the gene eif4ebp3, whose product is annotated as eukaryotic translation initiation factor 4E binding protein 3. The coding region runs from base 164 to 490 and encodes 108 amino acids. Gene Ontology annotation, molecular function: eukaryotic initiation factor 4E binding. Gene Ontology annotation, biological process: negative regulation of translational initiation. The record is from RefSeq and is a predicted model, not a curated record. Gene Ontology annotation, cellular component: cytoplasm. The transcript has 3 exons. NCBI's taxonomy places the organism in Eukaryota, Metazoa, Chordata, Actinopteri, Siluriformes, Trichomycteridae.
GCCAGCAGUUAGUGUUUUUGGGAACACAGCCCGCAGGUUUGGUCCUGAUUCAGAGCUGCAGGCAGGAAACGGUAUAAAAGCUCAGCAGCUUUUUUAAACUAAUAGAAAACUGACAGAACUUGACGUUGUUCGGUGUGACUAGCACUUAAAAACAGUAAGAAACAUGUCAAAUAGCUGCGACGCGUCGUCGAGCCGCCCGAUACCCAGUCGUGUUACAGAGUCACAGUGGUCUUCUCUACCUGACUCGUACAGCCAGACCCCUGGAGGUACUGUGUUCUCCACCACUCCUGGAGGAACUAGAAUAAUUUAUGACAGAAAAUUUCUCCUGGAAUGUCGAAACUCACCCAUCACACGGACUCCACCAUGCUGUCUCCCUCAUAUUCCUGGGGUCACCAUGCCCUCUGCACACCCACUGGACAAACUGCUGGAGCAGGAUGAGUGCCGCAAGGACCCACCUGUUGAUGACAGUCAGUUUGUCUUGGACAUCUGAACAUGCAAAGCAAACAACUCCUUUGGUGAAGUUUUCUCUCGCAGCCACUUCUGUCUGUGCCUCAGAUCGAAGAAACCAUGGUUUAUGGUUCUGUAAUGCUUGCAUCUCUGAUCGGUUUGAAUAAUGAAAUGGCUUAGUUAAGGAAAAGCAUUUUGACUAGGGUGGAAUUUGGGGCAAAGAACUGACUAAGAUCAGUUAAACAGGGGCAAUAUGCUGAUGUAAAUGUGUGCCUUCUUUACUACACUAAGAGUUGAAUUAGAGAUAGAUAAUGACAGUAUAUAUUCACUUGGGAUUUUUCAAGUGUAGCUUUUUUUAUACUGGCUUUCCAGUUGGUUUUCCCUGUAAGACCCUGUAAGGGUAACUAUGUCAGUACCAUGUGAUGGGUUUUCAUGAAAACUCUUGGUAUUUACUGUGAUUCAGUUUCAUGGUACAACUUUGAAUAAACCUAUAAUCCACA